AGCUAAUAUAUGUUAAUUAAUUUUUAAAAUGCAGGAUGCUUAAAUCAAAUCCAAUGUUUUUAAAAAGGUUUCAAGGUCAUAAAUGGUUAUCAUCAGUUAAGUGGUUAUCAUCAGUUUCUCAAUCUUUGCAGGAGGAAUGGAGGCGAAGAUUCACUGAGAAUAAUAUUGAAAAUCCAUUAGGAUCAGUUAGAGAAUUAACAAAGUUUGCAAGAAAAAAUGCAUUUCAGGAUAAGAAUGCUGAUGCAAUAUUUAAUUCUCUUUGCACUCGAAGAUUAAACAGGGAGCCUUUGCAAUAUCUAAUAGAAGAAUGGGAUUUUCGUUUAAUGACCUUGAGUAUGAAAAAACCUGUGUUUAUACCAAGACCUGAGACUGAAGGACUUAUUGAUAUUGUAAAGCCCUAUUUAAAAAAAGAUUCUAAAUUUCUGGAAGUGGGUUGUGGAAGUGGUGCUAUCUCAUUGGCAUUUUUAACAGAAUUAUCUACAGUUAGAUGCAUAGCACUUGACAAAAAUCAAGAUGCUGUUAGUUUGACUCAGGAAAAUGCACAGAAACUGGGAGUUGCUGAUCGAAUAAAUGUCCUCCACAAAACAUUGGAUGAACUUACAUUAUUAGAUGCGGGUGGAGAGAAAUUUGAUAUGUUAAUCAGUAACCCACCUUACAUUCCUCACAAAGAAAUGGCUUUUUUACAAGAGGAAGUGAAAAUCUAUGAACACCAUGAUGCAUUAGAUGGUGGAUAUGAUGGUUUGGAAGUUAUUCGAUCAAUUUUAAGAUCUGCACAUAAGUUUGUCUGUUCUCAAGGGUACGUGUGGCUUGAAGUUGAUGUUUCUCAUCCUACAAUGAUAGAAGAAUUUGUACUUUCAAAUCCUUCAAUUGGUUUAAAGUUUGUUUUAACUUUCAACGAUUGUUACAAUAGACCCAGAUUUUGUCAACUUCAAUGUGCUUCGUAGAAAAGCUGUUCAACAAAAUAAAAUCUGUUUUUUAUUGAAUACUUCGUAAACAAGUACAAAGCUUCGUAAGCAAGUACAAAGCUUCGUAAACAAGUACAAAGCUUCGUAAACAAGUACAAAACUUUAUAAAACUUUUAACAAGGAGAUAAAAAUGAGGCGUUAUU
Molecule: messenger RNA, 1108 nt
Organism: Hydra vulgaris (swiftwater hydra)
Lineage: Eukaryota; Metazoa; Cnidaria; Hydrozoa; Anthoathecata; Hydridae
Product: MTRF1L release factor glutamine methyltransferase
Biological process (GO): protein methylation
Cellular component (GO): mitochondrion
Molecular function (GO): nucleic acid binding; protein methyltransferase activity
Source: RefSeq, a predicted model, not a curated record